Molecule: messenger RNA, 2889 nt
Organism: Scleropages formosus (Asian bonytongue)
Lineage: Eukaryota; Metazoa; Chordata; Actinopteri; Osteoglossiformes; Osteoglossidae
Gene: rnf183
Product: ring finger protein 183
Exons: 2
Coding region: 172-1131 (319 amino acids)
Biological process (GO): protein ubiquitination
Molecular function (GO): ubiquitin protein ligase activity
Source: RefSeq, a predicted model, not a curated record
UCAGAACAAAACAAACAGGGGGAGUGAGUAAGGGAAGAGGAGAGUCAAGGAGAGGCAGACCUCUAAAAGGGUGUGUGGUGAACAGUGCUUCACACAGAGCUACAGGCAAGAUGUGGUCCUGUGCGAACAUGGAAUAAACCAAGUUGCUCUUUUGCUCGUGAAUACCACUGAAUGAAAAACCUACUGUUAGAUGCAGGGAAGACAGUGUUCAUCAUGAGUGAGAGAAAAGACAGCAAGAGAAGUGGUGGAAGCCAAGGCACCACGGCUAAACAACAGAGCAGUCUGCCUCGGAUUGGAAGCAAGAGGAGAUCCUUGCGUCGAAGUAGGAGCAGCGAUGCUGAAAGGGAAGGACGAAGAGCAGAGCGACGUAGAGACAGGGAGGAGGGCAGGGAGCGUGGGCGGAGUGAAGAAAGACGAGGAGAGAGAGGCCAAAGGAGCACGCAAGCCCCCGAAGAAUUCAGAGAGGAGACAGAGUGCAUGGUGUGUUUCUGCCCUUACGACAAUGUGUUCAAAGCUCCCAAGGUCUUGGCCUGUGGCCACACCUUCUGCCUGGAAUGCCUAGCCCGCAUCAACGUGUCUUCUCCAGAGCUGAAGUUUGUGUCAUGCCCUGUGUGCCGGGGGCUCACCAACUUGCCCCAUGGCCGAGACCUACCCCACCUGGAAAACAAUAAAGACGUUUUCAAAAAGAUGCCACCUGAAAUGCAGAGACCACUGUCUGUGCGCUUUAAGCGCAGUGAAGGUAAACUGGUCCUGAAGAAGGCCCCCACGAAAGCUCCUGGUGGAUCCACUAAGAGCAGCCUCAUUCUGCCCGGCUUUAAGAAGAAAGAACAGGCAGGGCAACAGGUCCAAGGGGGUGACCCACAGUUGGGGACUGUCGAGCUGGGCAUUGCUCCAACCACCACCAUAGAUGUUGGCCGCCCUCCUAGUAGAGUCAGGGGUCGCCUGCGUCAGAUCGUUCGCUCCAAUCAGUGCUACUAUGUUGUGGUGGCGGCCAUAAUCAUAGUGACAGUGGCUCUGAUGCUGGUGGGAAUCCUUACUUUUGUGGUUUUACCUGGUUUUGGGACAUCGUAUAUUGGUACGUCCCAGGGCUCAGAGACAACGCUGAAACCAGCGGAGGGACAUAAGCCCUGAUAGAGUGAAGGGGAACAGGAAGAAAUAUAACAGAAGGGAGAGACAAGCAUGCAAAUAUUCAGUGAUAAAGGCCAGCAAAUGUAGGGGCAACAGAAACAGCCCGUGAUUAUUUGUUUCAGCUUUACACUGCUGUGUGUGUAUACAGCAUACAAAGCCAAAUACAUUAAAACAUUGGAGAGCCCUGAAGCACGUGAAUACUUCAGAAGGGUAAACAAGAAGUGCAGAAGGAACCUGCUACUGCUGUAUCACUGUAUCUUCUGACGAUAGACACAAAAGUCCUGUGGACAGAAAGGAAAGACUGAUUUUCAUGAAGAUGUAAAUACCAGAUAUUUUAUACCACUUCUUACACUCUUGUUUCCUUGUGUUCAUUUAGGGUGAAUAUGGAUUUAUGGAUAAACAGGUAACAGUCUUUUGGGUUGGUGGGAGUAAAGACAGUAUAGAUGGAAAAAUGUGAGACAAAAAAAUAUAAAGGAAUAGAUGAACUAAGCUAUCAGGAGAAAUGAACUGGUCUCAAAAAGGAGGAUAUGCAAAUGCACUUGACCCUUACCUAGAUCACCUGCUGUGAAUGGGCUGCUGUUACCUUGUGCUAGUGUCGAGCCAAAAAUCUUCUAGCCUGGGUCUCAGCAUGGUACUUAUUUACUGCACUAAAUAUGUGCUGCACUUUAUGUAGAUACACUGUAUGAGUAUAAUAAGAUUCAGUAUAUCACAGUAAACUUAACCAUAUGUAUGAAAAGAAAUUUACAGUUGUAUCAGUCGCAUACUUUGCACAGACCACCUCACAGAAAGACAGUGUAUGUUUAUUGUUGGUUGUCCUCAUUCGUGAGUUACAUGUUACUUGGAUUGUUGCCCAAGACUUAAUAAAGUGGAAUGGGGAUAUGUUUUGUCAUGUUUGGUUAGUUAAAUGCUCCAUGUAUUCAACAUUCAGUUUCACAACAACCCGCUCCCCCCACUACAACCCUCACUAACAGGUUUAACCAGAGCUGAUCUGGUCAAUGAUAAUGAGGCUCACUAGAAAAUUCCUCUUGUUUAUUUCAAAUACUGCUUCCUUCCUCUGAGCACUGCUUUCUUUUUUACUUGAUCAAAAGUAAUUUUUCGGUAUAAACUACCUGUAGACCCCAAAAAGUACUAAACCUUUCUUGUGAGCUAGUUCUAGCUGCUUACUUUGCCUUUCAGUAAGCAAGGAAAUGUGACGUUGCGUUUCUUGCCCUCUGUCUCAGACAUCUUGAGUUAAACCUGUUCAGCUGGAUUGUCUGCCAUAAAAAGAGGUGACAGUUCAAGGCUAAACUAGAAGGGUGUUGAACAUUAGAAGAGAAAGGCUGUUAACUAUAGAGGGCCGUGCUACCAAGAGCUGGAGGUAAAAAUAAUGUAAUCUAAUGUCUUGUUUAUUCACGAAGUGCAUACUACAUGUGGACUUACUCAGGCAUUCAGACACAGUGCAUUUUUGUUAUUCUUCAUAAAAGUACCUGACAUAUUGCUAUGGGAUUUGCUCAUACCCUUGUGACUUUUUACCACCGUCUGUAUCUGUAGCAAACGUGUGUCAUCCACAGACAUAACAGAGGAGGUUUAAAUACAUUGUUGGUGAUAACAAAGAGACAGAAAUGCUGUUUCCUCAUUUUUGAUAAUAAAACACUGUAAAAACAGCUAAUCUCUGAAUUGAGGUCAAAUGAAAUGUAUCAUUUACAAUACAGAUGACGGCACUUCUCACGAUUACAAGGAGCACACAGGAUCACAAAGGGACAGUUUCCACACCCUUAGAGA